Melanaphis sacchari is the source of this 738-nucleotide messenger RNA. RefSeq lists its product as uncharacterized. The record is from RefSeq and is a predicted model, not a curated record. Bases 1 to 738 code for a protein of 245 amino acids. The transcript has 2 exons. Lineage: Eukaryota; Metazoa; Arthropoda; Insecta; Hemiptera; Aphididae.
AUGAUUCCAAUCAUAAGUUUUUCUUCGCUCUUAUUCGGAAAUUGGCCAUUGAAAUGGAAUGAAAAGAACCAAAAAUUUGAGAUUUGUUAUUAUUUCUUUUUUACUUCAAUUUUUAUGUUUAUUUAUUUCUGCUAUUCAUUUUCCAUGGUGUUCGAUGUCAUAAUAAAAGAUGAUUCCAUAGUCAAUAAUCCACAAUACUUUAUCAUUUCUUUAGUAUACUUAAAUCCUGGAGUACUGGUUAUAAACAGGUUGAUGAACGUCCGGAACACCGUCCGUUUCGCGAACGAACUGAAAAACGGCUGCGGCCGGACCGUGGAGUCGGGCCGUCACCUGCCCGAGUUCUGGCUCCGGACCGCCGGUUGCGUUGUUCUGCUGGGCAUGGUGCACUACAAGUACCGGAUAUUCGCGGGCAUGCCGACCGCCGCCAUCAUGGUGAGCACCACGAUUCCGCUUGGCUGCUGCAUGUACUGCGGCUCGACGAUGGAGUGCCAGUACGCGGCGGCGUGCGGCGCGCUCGCCCGGAGUUCGCGUCCGUCAACCGCCGGGCCGGGACUGAACCGCGACGCCUCCGCGGGCCCGGCCUCGGCGACCCGCGGUCCGCCGCGGACAGGCUGGCUGGGCUGUCGGACGAGCACCGCCGCCGCCUCACCAGGCUCGUCCGGCUGUUCAACGACGAGUACGGCGCGCCGAUAUUCUUCACCACCGUCGGUCUGCGUUCGUAUGCCGAUAGCGCCAUGA